Molecule: messenger RNA, 1625 nt
Organism: Toxoplasma gondii ME49
Lineage: Eukaryota; Apicomplexa; Conoidasida; Eucoccidiorida; Sarcocystidae
Exons: 1
Coding region: 1-576 (191 amino acids)
Source: RefSeq, a predicted model, not a curated record
AUGCAGCUCAAGCAAACUCCAACGAUGCAGAUGGUGACACGGUACAGGACGCAAACGCCGCCCGCGAGAAGAGGAAUGAGGCCGGCAACUGGCGCAAGACAGAGCGCCGAGAGGAAGGCGAAAGAGACGGGCAACAGAAAGGCAAGAACCGCUGCCGACAGGAACGCGCAGGCCGCCGCGGUUCCUACGGAGACGGUGACGAGGAACGAGGUGUACAGACACUCCACAGAUAUCGUCGUAGCUAGCCACGCAGGCAGCGUUGCGAAGCUGGAACGAAGUCUUGAAAAGAAUUCGCUCAAGGGAACCAGUGCAGUUGCUUCGAAGAACUUCUCUCUCCAGAAAAGGAAAAGACUGGGGGAAGUGUGGGGAAGAUCGAGCGAAACCCAGGCGUCACCGGACUUUGCGGACGAGGCCGAGGCGUCAACCAGGAGCGGCGAAUCGAAGGAAGAGAGACUGGAGAGGAAAGGAGAGCUCCUCCAGUUGAAGAGCGCGACGCCCGCUCCAAGAGAAAGACCCAGAAGAAGGAACCCCAGGGGGUUCACAGCGAAGAACCGAAACACACUGGCAAGAGAGUGAGAAGCUCGGCAGCGCCGCGAAACACCGGGAACCGCAAUCGGAGCAAAAAUGUCAAAUGGGCGCAAUUCCGUUUGAUUUCCGUGCGCCUCAGAACCUCCUCGCCUGUCGCGGGUGGACCCAAACCGUCCAGAGAGAUCGGGAGUGCAUGCGUCUCGUUGUCGAAGCCAAAGCUGACAAGGGUACAUGCGUUUCGAAGAAACUGCGCACUGAACCGAACAGGGAAACGACGGGAGGGCGACGCUCCAGGCGGCUGCGCUUUCGCUGAGGCAGGGGAGCGAUGAGUCCCUGUUGACGCGGGACUCUGAGGGAGGGUCUGAAAGUCGAGAAGGCCGUCGUAAGCGGCGGGAGGCACCGGGUGAUACGGAGCGAAUUGAGGAAGAUGGAGAAAGAGAAAUGCCGGAAAAUAAAGAAAAAGAUGAUGAAGGAGACACACAAGACGCCGAAGAGAGAGGCGAAGGCCGCAACUCGCCGAGAGACAGGACGCGCUCUAGGCCUGCCAUAGGCGUCGCAUCGAGGAACGGUCCAUGAGUUGGGCGCAAAUAGAAAUAAAAACUCGACACUAAAACCUGUUCCCCAGUCAAAGAGAAAAUCUUCGUCGUUGCGGAGCGUCGUUCUCGAAUGGCGAAAUUCAGCGCGCGGUCGGUGCGCGGAUUCGCGGCGUCAGCGGGGCUCGGACGCCCGCGAGAACGGGAGCGGGUGGGGAUACCUCGCAGUCGGAAGCGGAUCGCCGCAAGAAAAGUGGAUUUUUGAAGAGAAAUGUCUUUCUCUCUUCUCUGAAAAAGUGAUCACGAGUCAAUUGACCCCUGCUUUCACACAACAUCUGACAAGUGACCCCGACGGAAAAGGGCGACGGCAGCAUCGACGGCAUUGCCGAGGUCGCUCUUUCUCCAGGUGACCCUCCAACGCAUCAGCGUUUUGGGGUAGACGUGCUGGGAAACCGGAGGGAAAACGAUUCCACUUUAAAAAAUUGAAAGGAGGUAUCAAAACAGCCGAGACGAAACGUAUUUCAGGACGGCUCCAACAAAGAAAUCCCAGACUGCCCAGAUGUC